UCAGGACCCCCACCAUUAAAAGGCAUCCUUUCAUAUUAAACAAUAAGAUAUUCAUUCACUGGAGGUGUGUCUCCUGUGUGUGAGACAAUUUGCAACCCAACUACAUUUCAAUUACCACACAAAAGAUUUGAAACUAUCCCAAAAAAAAUUCAAGCAUUGGAAAAGAGAGACACGUUUGCAUGAAACUUGAAAGGAAUAUACAGAACAAGAUUCUAAAGACAGUUUGAGCGAUGCAGUGUGGGUAGGGGUCCUGAUAGAAGAUAGGUGAUGCAGUGUGGGUAGGGGUCCUGAUAGAAGAUAGGUGAUGCAGUGUGGGUAGGGGUCCUGAUAGAAGAUAGGUGAUGCAGUGUGGGUAGGGGUCCUGAUAGAAGAUAGGUGAUGGAGCGAAGAUCAGUUCUCAGGAAAAUUGGUAUAUCUCAUCUCUAUGUUAAUCUGUGGAUCAAGUGGAUUUUUGAUGGUGAUCCGAUUACUUUAAAAACAUGGCUCCCAUCAGCCAAUCAGCUUUCAGCAGGCAUUUGACAGGGUAAACACUGAGCUAUCAUCAUGAAACUUGAAUGGUUAAUCCCUCUAGGUACAUACUAGUAUUGGAUCUCACUCAGAUUGGAGACGUAGUCAUCAAUAGGGGCCAGAAUAAAAUUCAAAUAGCUAUUUCUCAGGAAUCAUAUGUCUGAUUAAGCUGAAAUGUGGUGCACUGCAUCGUUGUACUAAUCUGUAAUUAGAUUUGUGAUGAUGAAUGGGUUACUUAAAAAUAUGGCCACCAUCAGCCAAUCAGCUUUCAGCAGACAUUUCACAUGAUUAGCAUUGAGCUAUCAUCACAAAACCUGAUAAAUAUGUUCAUCUAUGGUGUCUUUAUGGUUCUGUGUAACGUGACAAGGACUGGUCAGUGGGGGCAAUUUUGGCAAAGGGUGCUUGGGCCCCACAGAUCGCUGCUUGUGGCAAUAUUUAUACUUUUAUUCAUAGCCUGCCUGUGCUUUAAAUGGCAUACAAAUGCAUGUUCAAUUUUUAAUCUUGAAUUCUUAUUAUAUCUUCAUCUACUGCAGUAAAAUAAGUUGCCCGAUACUGAUGUCUACUCUUACUGAAAUUUUUUUUGCUAUAAAUAUCUUACAAAUGUUUUUACAAAUACAAACGUCUUUUGUGUUCAUGCACUCAAGAGAGGAUUCUUAAAAACAUUCACAAACACCAUACACAACUCUCAAAACACAACAAGAAAUGGCUUGGAGUUCGAAGGGUUCAUUUUGAUAGGUUUUGUAUGCAUAUAAAUGCCCUGGGUAGAUGUCCUCCAAUAAUAUCAGAAUUGCUUGUUAACUCUCAAGUGACAAUUUGUUAUCAGGUUGCUGUUGCCAUGCCAGAAAGUUGCCAGGAAACAGUAGAUGUUAUAGAUAAUAAAAGUUGCACAGACCACCACAGCAGGUAACUGAUGAGCUGCAGAAAGCCAAAUACGGCACAUUUCUUUUAAGGUGGUGUAUAAAUUGUAUAACUUUUGAAUUAUGUUAUAGUAUAAUACUGAAAAGUGAAUAGUUUAAAAUGUAUUUCACCCAAAAUGUAUAGAGUCCAAGUUAUAUUACUUGUCAGGUUGAAAAUGAAACUGAUUAAGACUGAAAAAGUUGUUAAGCUGUUUGUUUUGUACAGGCUUGUAGGAGGCGAUGGAAAACGGAUCAUACAGAAAUGAAAUUCUCAGGAUCGAAGGACUGCGGAUCACACAGUACUCCACUUAUCCAGUGUUUAUUCUUCUUUUCUUGACUUAUCUGUUCAUUAUGGUAUCUAACCUUGGCAUUGUCAUGAUGAUAGCAAUGGAGAAAGCUCUUCACAAACCAAUGUACCUUCUUUUCUGUAACCUCCCUGUGAAUGAUGCACUCAGUGCUACUGUUGUACUGCCUGGUUUACUGAAAGACAUUCUGGCUGAAUCUGACAGGUAUAUCAGCUAUGCUGCUUGUGUAAUUCAAGCCUUUGGGGUUCACUCAUUGAGUACAAGUGCACACACUAUUUUAAUAAUCAUGGCUUUAGACAGGUACGUGGCCAUAUGCAACCCGUUAAGAUACAACACAAUAAUGACUAACAAAAUGGUUGUAAGGCUAUCUGUAAUAGCAUGGGUAACUGCUACUGUCCCAAUUGUAAUUAUAUUGGCCCUCACUGUAAGGCUCUCUCAUUGUACUUCAACAAUAUCAAAUCCCUACUGUGACAAUCCUUCUCUGUUUAAACUUUCUUGUGAGAAUCUGUUACUAAAUCAGAUCUUUGGCUUGAUUUCUGCUGUCAUGCUUUGGACUACCUCAAUAUCAUGUAUCAGUCUUACUUAUCUAAAGAUUGCACAUGUUUGUCUAAAAAAUCAAAACAGCACAAUGAAGAGCAAAGCUAUAAAAACAUGCAGCACCCAUCUGAUUCUGUAUCUCAUUCUCCUUGGAUGUUCCUGUACUGUAAUUAUUUUGCACCGUUUCUCAGAUUAUGAAGAACUUCGAAAUCUGGCCAGUAUCUUAUAUUUUGUUAUUCCUACAAGCCUCAACCCUGUCAUAUAUGGCCUUCAAACCAAAGAAAUAAGACAUUGGAUUGAGCAGAUCUUCCUGAGAAGGAAAGUGAUUCCACGAUGA
Pangasianodon hypophthalmus (striped catfish) is the source of this 2582-nucleotide messenger RNA. Its product is annotated as olfactory receptor 52N5-like. Gene Ontology annotation, biological process: G protein-coupled receptor signaling pathway. The record is from RefSeq and is a predicted model, not a curated record. Lineage: Eukaryota; Metazoa; Chordata; Actinopteri; Siluriformes; Pangasiidae. Bases 1644 to 2582 code for a protein of 312 amino acids. Gene Ontology annotation, molecular function: olfactory receptor activity; G protein-coupled receptor activity. Gene Ontology annotation, cellular component: membrane. The transcript has a single exon.